Molecule: messenger RNA, 1239 nt
Organism: Triplophysa rosa
Lineage: Eukaryota; Metazoa; Chordata; Actinopteri; Cypriniformes; Nemacheilidae
Gene: grcc10
Product: gene rich cluster, C10 gene
Exons: 4
Coding region: 141-509 (122 amino acids)
Biological process (GO): post-embryonic development
Source: RefSeq, a predicted model, not a curated record
CUUUAACCUCCACACGGACGCCUUUCUGGAUGCACCAACCGGAAAUGUGUUCACGUCACAGGGCUGUCUGUGAUUAGGUAGUGGCAAAAAUAACCGUCAGACACCUGUAGUAGUAAAUCUCGACUGUGGCGUAAGCCAGCAUGGCCUCUGCCCCAGCACAGCAGCCCACUCUCACUGUAGAGCAAGCCAGAGUUGUUCUGGGUGAGGUGAUCCAGGCCUUUUCCGUACCCGAGAAUGCAGCCCGCAUGGAGGAAGCCAGAGAGAGCGCCUGCAACGACAUGGGCAAGAUGCUGCAGCUUGUGCUGCCUGUGGCCACCCAAAUCCAGCAGGAGGUCAUCAAAGCAUAUGGGUUCAACAAUGAGGGAGAAGGUGUACUGAAAUUCGCUCGUCUAGUAAAGAUGUAUGAAACCCAGGACCCAGAGAUCGCAGCUAUGUCAGUGAAACUCAAGAGUAUCUUACUGCCUCCUCUCUCCACUCCUCCCAUUGGCAGUGGAAUUCCAACCUCAUAGAACAACAGCACAAACUCCCGGUCAGUGGAGCACUGCUGUUCGCACGUGUGUCUUAAAGCGGGGAUGGUUAAAAACCAAAUGUUACAUAAAAGAAACAUUAGUGGUUAUUUCUACAUUCCCAUUUUCUUUAUAUUCAGUUGAUAAAAAUUCAAACAUUCAGAUCUUUUUUUGUCAUAUUUAUUCAUUUUCCUAUUGUAUUUUCCAGUGUUCAAUGUGCAUAUAUUUAUCAAAUGUAACACUCAUUUGUGAAUUUUAUUUGGAAGUUUUGUUGUUUUUAAAUCUUUUUAUACAGUUUUUGUCUGUGACACUGUCUUUAUGCGAUUGUUUGUCCAAUAAAAUCAUUUUUACUUAAAAGAAAACAUUUUUUUGCUGUUUGCAGCUUUAUUUGUUAUAGAUGUGACAGGAUAUGAUAUGGGAUGAGAGGGAGGGGAGUGGGAGUCCAUGAAAGGACCAUGAACCAGGGCUCGACCUCGGGUCAUCUGAUGUGCAGCUGAUGUAGCAAUAUGGCACACAGCACACUAAGCUGUUGUCGCUGACAGUUUUUUCAUCAUAAAGCAACCGUACAUCUGUGAAUGGAAGUACUGAAUGAUAAGCAUCUCUUAAAGUUUUACUUUUCAAUAACCCUGAACACCAAAACAUACAAAGCGUAUCUCACUGUCCUAACAGAAUAUUAUUGGCAAUAUGAAGUAGUUCUCACAAUGAUGCACAAAAUUGGACGGUGUAUAACAGG